Wickerhamiella sorbophila is the source of this 711-nucleotide messenger RNA. RefSeq lists its product as hypothetical. NCBI's taxonomy places the organism in Eukaryota, Fungi, Ascomycota, Dipodascomycetes, Dipodascales, Trichomonascaceae. The transcript has a single exon. The record is from RefSeq and is a predicted model, not a curated record. The coding region runs from base 1 to 711 and encodes 236 amino acids.
AUGUCGGGUACGCGAGCAGCUAGGCAAGCCACGGGCUUGUUCAAAACGUCAAUUUAUACUGGAACUGCAUUUGGAGCCGGAUUUGGGGCAGCGUAUUUGACCGCAGAGCACAAGGAACUGGAUAGAUCUCUGACCCAGGGCCACCCGUAUGUUCAAAAGCUAGAGGCAGAGGGAUUCAAAGUAGAGUCAAGCUUAAUGAGUGUGCCAAAGCACCAUUUGCCAAACAUGAUCACUACGGGCGCAUUCCACGCCGGAGGAUUGGGAUUGGCGCCAGCAACCUUGCUUGUGCAUCCCGAUGGACGGCAUCAGACGAUUUUCUAUCUUGGCAAAGAAUUGCGACACGAGCACCCUGCUACGUGGACGCAUAAAGUGUGGCGGUAUUUAUUUGGAGCAUCGGAAGCGUCUCAUUUUGGAAUUGGCACAACCCUGCUAGAUGAGGGCUUGGCCCAGUGCGCUUUCCCUUAUCUACCUACAAAGUACGGAGUCACUGCAACACUGGAUGUGCACAUGAGGCGAUCUCUGCCCUCAGACGACUACCUGGUUCUGGUGGCUGUACCUGGAGAUCACAGUGGCCGCAAGUCGUCUGCGUCCGGCUCUCUCCACGCGUUGCACGGCACCAAAUUAGGCCCCGAGCUGAUGAGCGGAAGGGUGCUGAUGGUGGAGCCAUGGUACUUUAAGUAUUUGACGUGGGCACUGCCCUCUCGAACCUAA